This is a messenger RNA of Blepharisma stoltei, 324 nucleotides long. Lineage: Eukaryota; Ciliophora; Heterotrichea; Heterotrichida; Blepharismidae. The record is from the annotation of a GenBank genome assembly.
AUGUCUGAGUCAAUCAUAAACAGGAAACAAUUCCAACAGCUUUAUAGAAAAGAUUUCGCAAUUGAGCCAAUGGCUGAAGACUUGAUUCUAAAAAUUGGUGAAGAUUUCUUUUAUAGAUUAACUGAUAUGGCUACAGAUGCAGCAGCUGCAAGAGAAGGCGGAAACAUUGAAAUCGAAGAUUUUAAGAUAAUUUUAGAAAAAUAUUGGGAUAUCAGAGUCCCAGAAUUUGAAAGAGAAGACUCUUUGAGACCUACAAGAAGAAAUGCUUCAAGAAAAGGCAGAGAAGAGAAAGCCAGAAAAGCUUAUAACACAAGAGCAAAAUAA